CGGUUGCUUUAACGUGCUGCACAAGAGCAUCAAACCGGAUGUUGAUAGAGUCGCACGUUGCUGCUCAUAUCUCAGCGCUAAUAUCUGUGAAUUUUGACAGAACCCGACUGUAUUGACUCGUGAUGUCUGCGUCGUUGAUCAGAAGAGGACUGGAGCUGCUCAGUGAAGACAUUAAAGAUGCCAGUAAAGGGAAAAAGACGAAGAAGCAGCAGCAGCAGCAGACUCCCAGCUCGGCAUCAGUCAUGGAGCUGGUGAGCACCAAGCGACAGGGGGUCACCAAGCAGGUCAAACGGCUGCAGGGGCGCCUGGGACCCGGCAAGAGCAAAGCUACAGUCAAAGACAAGAGGAUCAAGUCUGCAGUGGAUGAGUUCAGGAAGAAGCAGCGGAAAAGCCAGAUGAGUGCUAACCUCAAGUACUUCAUGGAAACCAGCUGCAAAGCGACAGACUCUGACACGUUGAAGAUCCUGAACCACAAUACAGGAAGACAGUCCAGGAAUCGCCCCGAGCCACCGGCCAAGAAAACCAAGGAGACAGAGUCUAUGUUCACAGAGGAGGAGUUUCAGCAGUUCCAGAAGGAAUACUUUGGUAGGACUGUGGAGAAGAAAUAAUGAAGCGCACCAAAACAAAGAGACACUGCAGACACGACAGAGACACCACAGCUGUGUUUCCAUGACUAUAUUUGAUUCCUGGGCCAGAAUAUGUUCUGGAGGUUGGAUUCACUUCACAUGUCUCAGCAAUGGAAGAAGACAACUCUGCUGGGAUGCGUUUACAUGAGCUAUACACCUUGCAUCUCAGGAAAAUGUGAUCUGCUUAUUUCCAUGGGAUAUGUUGAUGCCUUCACUCACCAGUCAUUAACUAAAGUCAACUGUAGCUUAUUAAAAGAAUCGAUGUUCUGAUGAGCUGCACAUUUUUUCAUCAAGGCAGAGCCACAAUGUCAUCUAAGAUCUUAUUUGACUCACUUCAUUUUCACACCUUCUAAAUGUAGAGUGCAUGAGCUUUGUUGGAAAAACCCACUCACAAUAAAAAAAUACCAUAUUUUCUAAAAUAUA
Notolabrus celidotus (New Zealand spotty) is the source of this 1049-nucleotide messenger RNA. It is a transcript of the gene rps19bp1, whose product is annotated as ribosomal protein S19 binding protein 1. The transcript has 4 exons. Lineage: Eukaryota; Metazoa; Chordata; Actinopteri; Labriformes; Labridae. Bases 123 to 608 code for a protein of 161 amino acids. The record is from RefSeq and is a predicted model, not a curated record. Gene Ontology annotation, cellular component: nucleolus. Gene Ontology annotation, molecular function: enzyme binding.